This is a messenger RNA of Gamsiella multidivaricata, 2085 nucleotides long. RefSeq lists its product as uncharacterized. The transcript is spliced from 2 exons. The record is from RefSeq and is a predicted model, not a curated record. The coding region runs from base 1 to 2085 and encodes 694 amino acids. Lineage: Eukaryota; Fungi; Mortierellomycota; Mortierellomycetes; Mortierellales; Mortierellaceae.
AUGAGCUAUGCAGAUCGACCAUGUCUCGUGGAUCCUGCAUCGAUAUCGACAUUCGUCUGCAUCAUUAGGAGUAUGGAUGCCAAGCAAUUGUGCAAGAAAGUGUCGCACCUCACGCCUGGAGAAAUCCUGGUAUGCAGGGGCGUAUCGCACGAGUGGCGUCAGGUAUUCUCGCCGUUCCUACAACUUCACGCUAUCUACUGCAACCGCGGUGCUGCCUUCAAGGCAAUGUUCGAGGCGCGACUCGAGACCCUAGGCCGGUUUGUCCAGUCGUUGAAGCAAGUUUACCCCUCCCAGCCUGAACUCGAGAGGAUACAGCGGACUUGUUCAGAAUUGAGGCACAUCGGAUUCAUUAUCAAGAGGAAAGAUAUGUUGAAUACGCGCGCCUUGGUCGAGUUCUUUGAGGCCAUGUCAACGCUGGAGCGGAUCGAGGUGUUUUCGUUCCACGAUCAGUCGGCCAUGACGUUUCUCUUCUGCCUUGCAUCCUAUGGACUCGAGGUACCACCAUCUGCAUCAGCAACUACAAACAAGGAUUCAGGAUUAAAUUCGGCCGCCCUAACAGCAGCGGGGGGAUCGUCGUCGCUGUUGUCAAAGGCGGAUACAGCGCUCAGGGAGCUUGAGAUUGGAUGUGCAGUCCAUUCCCUAAAGCCUUCUUGCUUAAAUUGGACCUAUCUGGAAGCUGUGCUGAAGAGACAUCCGCUGGUACAGAAACUUCGACUUCGACAUGUAACGCUUCUAGAGGAGCUGGAUCUCAAGGAUGCAGAAGGACUAGGUUGGGCCCGUUCUCUCAUCAGCAAGACUUUUCUUGGCCCUCAAGUUCAACAAAAGUGGACCGCUCUGGUGGGCAGAAUGGCAACAGGCACAGGACAUCAAGAGCAAAAGAGAGUUUUAAACAAGCUUAUGCCUUCAUUACUCUUUGUCUCGACAACAUGCCUCGGGACUACUACAUCAGCCAUGUUCAAUCAUGUCGAUACCCUUGUGCUGGACGGCGUCCAACUGUCAGAGGAAUUAUUUGAGAGCAUCCUAAGGCGCUGUCCCGUCUUGGCGACGCUAGAUCUCCGUCUAGUAGGGCUUGACCUUCCGAUGUCAGUAUGGCCACAUUGUCUUUCGCACUGCCCCCGGCUGGCAAACGUUAUGAUCAGAAACGAUUUCGGCGGCAUUCACUUGGAUAUUGCACAAUUCUGGACCUUAGUGCCAUCGACGCUGAUAUCUUUCCAUGCGAGUUCCAACCAUGAUGGUAUUAUAUUCGCAGAGCCAGGAUUUGAUUUGAGUCUGCAGAGCGCCGCUAUAACCGACCGCCGCCCCGGAUCAGCCCUUACCUCACUGGAUUUGUCUAUCGGAAUCAGCAUUGCCGAUAGUGGCGUUCGAUAUGUGAUGCAGUACUGUGGAUCAUUGGAAACCCUUACCCUAGAAUUCCUGUACUUCAAGGAGGACUGGGGGAAUGUUGGAGAAUCCAUCACCUUUCCUGUAUGGGCGUGCGGAACCACUCUUAAGAGGCUGGAGCUUCGAGCACGGUAUCGACCAUUCGAUCAAGAAUUGGACGAACGAGCACUCGGAUUUGUGAGACGACUUCAGGAUUUGAAGGUCCUGCAGAUGCUGGUCUUGCCCGCUAAAAUGCUGAGCGAUCUUUCAGAGAGCCAGCACGAGGACUAUGCAGCAUUCAGAGACGUGUUGGAUAUGUUAGAGCUUCAAGAGCUAUUGCGGGAUCAGGCGCAGGCGCAGCAGGCCUCUUCGCAAACGUCUUUAACAUUGCCUGGAAGCAGUAUAUUUGCACUAAACGAGGAACAGCAGUCAUUGCCUCAACAACAAGGACAUGUAUGGGAUCGGGACGCACUAGGGCCACGCAAUUUUGUUCCGCCGAUGCCCUCGGUUCGAGAAGUGAAGUUGACCGCAGCAAGUGGUGUGCGACUCUCGAUGCAGAUGCGAUAUUUACAUAUCUUGAUGGAAGCCAUGCCAGGGAUAAAGACGAUCUGGACAGCUAUGGCGCUGUACGAGUUGGACCGCAUCUCACGCUUCAACGCGAUCCACAAAAGGUUCCAGGAGCUUUAUGGUAAUGCCAAUGUCCAGCUCAAUCUCGGAGACUCGUAG